UUGGGAGGGUCUGAGUGAAGGGGCACUGAGCUCAGUUAGUGAUUGGUUUCGGAGUGUUGGCAGUUCCAGCCCUGGGGGGUGAGAAGCCACAGUUUGGAUUGAACGAUCUGACAGGUGCUUCCCGAGGAAGCCCAUCCUGUGAGAGCCGCUGUUUCCGAUCGCAACUUCCCGCAGAAAGUCUGCAAACAGCAGGAGCCGCGAUCCCGGCCCUGGGAGCUGGAGCUCUCUACAACCGUUUCCAUCGAGAGUCUGCAAGUUGGUACCAUGAACUUCCUACUCCUCACACUCUGCGCUGUGGUAGGAAUGGGAUUUGCUCAGGAUCCUAACUUGGCCCACGGCUGUGCUCAAGGGAGCUGCUAUCCUGCUACUGGGGACCUGCUGGUGGGUCGUCAGAACAAGCUAACAGCGUCGUCCACCUGUGGCCUGAGGAGGCAGCAGCCAUACUGCAUUGUGAGUCACCUGCAGGAUGACAAAAAAUGUUUCAUCUGUGAUUCUCGUAAACCGUAUGAUCCAUUGCGAAAUCCCAACAGCCACAGAGUGGAAAAUGUGAUUACAACCUUCGCACAGUAUCGUAAGAAGGCCUGGUGGCAGUCAGAAAACGGUGUGUCCAAUGUCCACUUGCGUCUGGACCUGGAGGCAGAGUUCCACUUCACCCACCUCAUCAUGACUUUCAAGACCUUCAGGCCUUCCGCCAUGUUGAUUGAGCGCUCAGCAGACUUUGGCCGCACGUGGCAGGUCUAUCGCUACUUCAGUUAUGAUUGUGCCACUGACUUCCCACAUGUCUCUCAGGGACCCCUGAGAAAGGUGGAUGAUAUUAUCUGUGAAUCGCGCUACUCUGACAUUGAGCCAUCAACUGAAGGAGAAGUGAUCUAUAGGGUUCUGGAUCCAGCAAUUUCCAUUGAAGAUCCCUACAGUCCUCAGAUCCAGAAUUUGUUGAAGAUUACCAACCUACGUGUGAAUUUCACCAAGUUACACACCCUGGGAGACAACCUGCUCGAUUCACGGCAUGAGAUUGAGGAGAAAUACUACUACGCUGUCUAUGAAUUGGUGGUGCGAGGAAAUUGCUUCUGCUAUGGCCAUGCCAGUGAAUGUGCCCCCAUUGAAGGAAUCCGAGGAGAUAUCGAAGGAAUGGUCCAUGGCAGAUGUGUGUGCAAUCACCAUACGAAUGGGUUAAACUGUGAGAAGUGUGAUGACUUCUAUAACGAGCUGCCGUGGAGACCAGCAGAAGGACGGAACACCAAUGCUUGCAAACGAUGUAAUUGUAACAAUCAUUCUGGGAGGUGUCACUUCGACAUGGCAGUGUACUUAGCCACAGGAAACGUGAGUGGAGGCGUGUGCGACGACUGUUCCCACAACACAAUGGGCAGGAACUGCGAGAUGUGCAAAUCCUUUUAUUACCAAGACCCAUCCAGAGACAUCCGGGACCCCAGAGUCUGUGUUCCAUGUGACUGUGACCCUGACGGCACCCUCAAUGGCGGAAUUUGUGACAGUCGGGAUGAUCCAAACCUGGGAAUGAUCGCCGGGCAGUGUCGGUGUAAGGACCAUGUGGAGGGUCCUCGAUGUGACAAGUGUAAAGCUGGCUACUUCGGACUGAGUGCUGAAAACCCACAGGGCUGUCAACCCUGUUGGUGCGAUCCCUUUGGGACAGUAGCAGAUGGACUGCCCUGUGACCCUGUCAGUGGAGAUUGCUUCUGUAAGAGGCUCGUGACUGGGCGCAGCUGUAACCAGUGCCUGAGUGAACACUGGGCGCUGAGCCAUGACCUCAAUGGCUGUCGAGCCUGUGACUGUGAUGUGGGAGGUGCAUAUGACAACCUCUGCUCGAUGGAAACUGGCCAGUGUCGCUGUCGGAAUCAUAUUGUCGGCAGGCAGUGUACUAAUGUGGAGUCAGGGUAUUUCUUCAUGGCUCUCGAUCACUAUACCUACGAGGCAGAGUUGGCCCAGCUCGGCAUGGGAGCGACUGUUUCACAUCGGGAGUACACCGAAAGCCGUCCUGUCACGUGGACAGGAACUGGAUUCGCAAAGGUUCCAGAAAGGGGCGUGUUGCAAUUCCACAUUAACAACAUUCCGUAUUCGAUGGAAUAUGAUUUGGUAAUCCGCUAUGAACCACAGUUUCCAACGGAAUGGGAGAAAGUGUCCAUUUCCAUUAUUCGGCCUGGUCCCAUUCCUACCAGCAGCCCUUGUGGGAACACCAUUCCUGCUGAUGAUCUGUUAGUCACAAGCUUGCCAUCAGGCUUCAGGUAUGUGGUUCUCCCUCAGCCGGUCUGUCUUGAGCAUGCAGUCAGCUACACAAUCCGGCUUGAAUUCAAACGUUAUUCUUCCCGUGAGAGGAUUCCCAAUGCCAAUAUUCUUGUGGAUUCUAUUGUGUUGAUUCCUCGAUAUUCCUCCAUGGAGAUGUUUAUUGCUGGGGACGCAGCCUCCAUCAGGAGGAAGGAGACCUUUGAGCGUUACCGUUGCCAUGAUAACAGCGUUCCAGUUGUCAAGCCAACAAUAACUGACAUCUGUGCCAAACUGAUCAGCAGCAUGUCAGCUAUAAUCCACAAUGGGGCUGUAGCUUGCCGGUGUGAUCCUCAAGGCUCAGUGAGUUCGGAGUGUGAGCUGAAUGGUGGGCAGUGUCGAUGCAAGCCAAGAGUGACUGGCCAACGGUGUCAGCAGUGUGUUCCUGGGACAUAUGGCUUUGGCCCAAUGGGCUGCAAGGCUUGCAAUUGUAAGCGGGAGGGAUCGUACAACAUGUUCUGUGACCAGCUGACUGGGCAGUGCCAGUGCCGGGCUGGAGCAUUCGGCAGGCAGUGCAGAGAGUGCCAGCCUGGUCACUGGGGUUUCCCAAACUGCCGGCUGUGUCAAUGCAAUGGGCUUACGGAGAACUGCGACCAACAAACUGGAGCCUGCCUUAACUGCCGAGGCAACACUAUGGGGCAAAACUGUGAGCGAUGUGCUGCUGGUUACUAUGGAAACCCCAUACUGGGUUCUGGAGAUCAGUGCCGUCCUUGCCCCUGCCCUGGAGGCCCCAGCAGUGGCCGACAUUUUGCCACCUCAUGCUACCAGGAUCCUGGGACAAGACAGGUGGUGUGCAACUGUGACCAGGGAUACACAGGGAUGGUUAAACGAUCUGGUGGAUGGCACCGUUCUCGAUGUGAAGAAUGUGCACCGGGUUACUAUGGUAACCCCUUGUUACCGGGCGGUCGAUGUUUGCCCUGUAUGUGCCACAACAAUAUUGAUGUCAACGAUCCUCAGUCAUGUGACCGACAGACAGGACAGUGCCUGAAAUGCCUGUACAACACGGAGGGGGCUCACUGUGAACGUUGUCGCCUGGGUUACUAUGGUGAUGCCUCUCGACGCAGCUGCAGAAAAUGUAUGUGUAAUUAUCUGGGCACCAGGCCUGACCAGUGCCCAUCGAGGGACGAGUGUGCAUGUGAUCGAAGCACAGGGCAGUGCUCCUGUCUGCCCAAUGUGAUCGGCCAGACCUGCAAUCGCUGUGCUCCAAACUACUGGAACCUGAACAGUGGGUCAGGCUGCGUGCCCUGCCGAUGUACCAGCAUCAACUCCUUUACAUCCAAAUGUAACGAGUUCACUGGCCAGUGUCAUUGCCGCCCUGGCUUCGGGGGUCAGUCUUGCACAGAUUGCCAGGAGAAUUACUGGGGUGAUCCUAACGUGCAGUGUCGAGUUUGUGACUGUGACCAUCGAGGCAUUGCUACCAGCCAGUGUGAUCAGGUGACUGGGCAUUGCAUGUGCCGUCAAGGGGUAUCUGGGGUGCGUUGUGACAAAUGUGCCCGUGGGUUCUCAGGACAGUUCCCGGACUGCUACCCUUGCCACCAGUGUUUUGGAGACUGGGAUCGCAUUGUGCAGGACCUAGCAGCUCAAACAAGGAGUCUGGUGGAAAGAGCCAGUGAGAUUAGACUGACUGGAGUCAGUGGUUUCUAUGAAAGUAACUUCCGUGGCCUGGAGGAGAAGUUGCUGCAAGCUCAGAGGAUUGUAAAUGCACGAAACGCAACUGCUGUAGCAGUGGCUGAGCUCAUGAAUGUGAUAAGCAAUCUACGGAACCAAAUUUCUGGGACCACAAACAUCUUGAAUGGACUUGAAGAUGUUCUAACUGUAAUACAAAACCAGAACAGCGGUGCCAGUGUGGAACUGAGUAACCUGGAACGCGAAGCAAGAGCUCUAAAUCUUUCCAGCAAGGAGCUGUCCAGACAACUUGACAUACUGAAGCACUCCAAUUUCCUUGGGGCUUCUGACAGUAUACGAAACUCAUACGAUCAGUCGUGUCAGGCAGAAAGGAUGGUAAAUAUUUCCACGGUGACUCUUCCCAGUAUUAUCAGUGCAUCUGCUGUCACCCGUCGUAAGACAGAGGUCUUGAUGAGAACGAGAAAGGAUGAUUUCAAUCGGAAGAAUGCUGCCAACAGACGUGCUCUCAAUGACUUGGCUGCCAAAGUACAAACGUUAAAUUUGAAGAACAUUAAUGAAAAGGUGUGUGGUGCUCCUGGAGAUUUACCAUGUGUCGACAGCCCAUGCGGUGGAGCUGGAUGUUUUGAAGACGAUGGAACCAGGCACUGUGGGGGUCUGAACUGCAAUGGUGCAGUUGCAGUAGCUGAUACUUCUCUUGAUCGAGCCCAACAGUCAGAAGAGGAGCUUCAGAGAGCAAUGAGUGAGGUGGAGGAAUUAUUUCAGAAGAUUGCUCUGGCUAAGGUAAAGGCAAAUGAAGCAAAGCAGAAAGCUCAGGUGACUUUGGACAAAGCAAAUGAUGCCAAGGACCGGAUUAAUCGCUCAAACAAAGAACUGCGUGACCUCAUAAAGCAGAUCCGAGACUUCCUUACACAGGAGGGUGCAGACCCCGAUAGCAUUGAGAUGGUGGCCAGUCGGGUUCUGGAGCUCUCAAUUCCUGCUUCCCCUCAGCAAAUCCGUCACCUUGCAGAGGAGAUCAAAGACAAGGUCAGUAGUUUGUCAAAUGUGGACACCAUCUUGGAUCAGACUGCCGAUGAUGUGAGGAAAGCAGAACAGCUCCUUCAGGAUGCAAGAAGGGCAAGGAGCCGUGCAGAAAAUGUUAAAAACACAGCCGAGGCAGUGAAGCAAGCCCUGGAGGAGGCUAGCCAAGCUCAGCACGCUGCGCAAAGUGCAAUCAGCCGUGCAAAGGGAGACAUAGAAGAGACUGAUCAGACCCUAAAUGGGAUACGGAGUGAAACUGUGAGUGCGGAGAGAGAGUUGAUGAAGGCCAUGGACAGACUAGCACAGCUUGACAACAGAAUCGAUGCAUUAAAAAUGAAACGAGCCAACAACAGCCUGGUGGCAUUGCGUGCAGAAGAAACUGCUUCAGUGGCACGAGAUAAAGCCAACGAAGCCAAACAGAUGUUGGAGGGACAGCUCUCCGAUAAAUAUAAAAUUGUGCGCGGUCUUAUAGAUCGAAAGAGCGGCACAGUUUUCGAUGCUAAACACAAAGCAGAGAGCCUUCGAGAUGAAGCCAAGCAGCUCCUGAGAGAUGCACAAGACAAGCUGGAGAGAUUGAACGAUCUUGAGGAUCAAUAUGAAGCGAAUGAACAGCUUCUGGAGGAAAAGGCCCGUCAGCUGGAUGGCCUGGAGGAUAAGAUGAAAGAAAUUUUGACAGCUAUUAAUCAACAGAUCCAAAUCUACAACACCUGCCAAUAAAUAAACAAUUUCCAAAAAAGAAAAUAAACCUACAAAUAAAUAAGCAUUUGCAUUAUUAAGGCUUUAGAACAUCCAUAGCAAUAUCACAUGGCCCAGCUGUGAGGCACAAUAUUAUAUUUUGGCUUCUCUUGUGGACAAUACAAUUCCCGCUGUCGCACAAUAUACUCCCACAUUUAAGUUUCCUGCAAAAACUAUUAGAUACUGAAGACAAUAAGUAAAAAUACAAUGAGAAAGUCAUGAGGAGAGUAGCAUUCAUUGCAUGCUGAAGAAUUUGAUGUUACUUAAGCCCUUGAGUUAAACCAUGUGUGAACAUUCAAUUAAAAAGGAUUAUCAAUGGCAGCAUUGAUUCCAACUUAAAAACUUACAUGAAGUAUAUAAUUCAACAAAAUUCAAAGUAAGGAAUAUGUAGGAGAAAUAGCUUGGGUAAAAUAAUUUCAAUGCCAUUCCGACUCAAGAAAUGACAACUGAUAAUUAUUACACAAUUCACUAACACCAUUUGUGAAUAGGACUCACAAUCAGAUUUUCACUUAAAUUUUAGAUGUUCCUUAUAAUUUACUUUUGAAUGAAGAACCUAUGGUUAUCUUCUCCUCCUUACACUUUACAAUGAUGGUGAAACGCUAGAAGUUUCUGGAAAUUAUGCGGGAGUGCAAUGAGUCAGAAUCUUGCCUUGUGUAAAAUUAAAGAAUGUCCUACAGUCAAUAGACAACAGGUGCAGGAGUAGGCCAUUCGGCCCUUCGAGCCAGCACCACCAUUCAUUAUGAUCAUGGCUGAUCGUCCACAAUCAGUAUCCUGUUCCUGCCUUAUCCCCAUAACCCUUGAUUCCAUUAUCUUUAAGAGCUCUAUCCAUAUCUUUCUUGAAAUAGUCAUAGUUUCAUACAAUACAGUCUGCAUUGACAAAAACGAAGAUUUGUUUUGCCAAUUCAUCACUUGAAAAGAAUUCGGGAUAUUUUCUGGUGGAAACUGCCAACUUAAUUUUUAUGAUUACUACUUUGUAGUGUAAUCUGCUAAUUUGAAGCAGUUGUUUGGAAUUAAAAGAGCCCCAAUUCCUGUUCUAAAUGGAGAAUUUCCCUAUUUGCCUUCCAAAUCCUAAGUGUUUUAACCCUGUAUAAAAUUAUAUCCAUGCAGCAUUCAAUCUAAUUUCAUUUGGUUGGUUGUAAUUAUUUCCGUGAUGUUAAAAGUGUUUUCUGAAAAUAUCCGUAGCUUUUACAGCAAUUGGUUUCAUGACAUCAGACACCAGAAUGGGAAUCUUUAAAUUUCAACAUUUUACCACAAGCACAGGACCCCCAACAACCAAAAUCCACAAAUACCAAAGUAUUUUGAUAUCCCUGUUCAAAUCUGGAUUCUAUCCUGAUAAUAAAUUGUUUUUUAUAUGUGAAAGAAUAAUUGUUAGUCACUUUUGAAGUUCGCACCUUUUCACCAAUUCGUCCUUGGUCUGAGCCGCAAUGUCAGAUCUUUUUAUUUUGACACCAAUUUCUGACAAUUACAACUUUUUAAACACUUAAUGUGAUGUUGCAUUUUAACAUGUAGUGCACAGUUAGCUUAACAUUUCCGCAUGAACAUAACUGCACCUCAAGCCCACUAAUACAACACAGCCCAUUUAAACUGUGCUCAACAGGUGGAAGAAUUGGUAAUUUGAAUGAUGUCAGUGUAAACAUUAAUGUUGUUGACAGCUGAGACUCAGUAACAUUCUUGCCUCAGUUAAAAAAGUAUGGGUUCAAAUCCCAUUUCAGAGCACACCCACAAAGAUCAAUGCUGGCAGUCUAUUGUAGUGAGGCUGUGCUCUGCUGUUGGAGAUGUUCUCAAUUGGAUGGGAUUUUAAAACCAAUGCCCUGACUUCCCUUUCAGGUGAAUAUAAAUGAUCCCAUGUGGCUACUUGUCUUGAACAGUAGAGGAGUU
Stegostoma tigrinum is the source of this 7530-nucleotide messenger RNA. It is a transcript of the gene lamb2, whose product is annotated as laminin, beta 2 (laminin S). Lineage: Eukaryota; Metazoa; Chordata; Chondrichthyes; Orectolobiformes; Stegostomatidae. Gene Ontology annotation, molecular function: integrin binding; extracellular matrix structural constituent. Gene Ontology annotation, cellular component: laminin trimer. The record is from RefSeq and is a predicted model, not a curated record. The transcript has 34 exons. Bases 265 to 5634 code for a protein of 1789 amino acids. Gene Ontology annotation, biological process: substrate adhesion-dependent cell spreading; cell migration; basement membrane assembly.